Marchantia polymorpha subsp. ruderalis is the source of this 387-nucleotide messenger RNA. NCBI's taxonomy places the organism in Eukaryota, Viridiplantae, Streptophyta, Marchantiopsida, Marchantiales, Marchantiaceae. The record is from the annotation of a GenBank genome assembly.
AUGGCAUCGGAGCAGUACAGCAGCAGCUACGACACGACCGCCGAGAAGACGGAUCAGGCGAAGAACGCUUUGAGCAGCACAGCCGAUCGGACCCGGGAGACCGGCGCGGAGAAGACAGGGCAGGCUCAUGACGGGGCUGCCACCGUGCAGGACACGGCGAGGGCCGUGUCCUGCACGGCGAGGGCCGUCUGGGAUCAGACCAAGCGGGCGGCCUCCGACGCCAAAGACACGGUGACGGCGCAGGCCAAGGAAGCGGCCGCCGACGAAGCGGGCGCAGCGAAGGACGCGACGUCGCGGAAGGCGGAGGGCCAGAAUGUCGCCGCCGACAAGACCUCGCAGAACCGGAGCUCCACCAACGACACCGUCGGCCGAGAUGGAGAACUUUAA